CGUCGCAGCAAACGCAACGGAAGUAAUAAAAAAAAGAGAAAAAAAAAACUUAAAGCAACGAAAAAAAAAACAAAUAGUUAAACGAUAGAAGAUAGCAAAAUACAUUCAUAGAGGAAUAUUUGUGAGGGAAAAGCGAAAGUUUGCAGAGAGAGAAAAAAAGGCCCCAAGACGCCAGCGAACGUGUCUGCAGAGUCGAACGCCAGUUGGGCAGGGACAGCGACAGUCAUGCCACUGGCUGACUCCAACAAGGAUCUACGACAGCAGCAGCAGCAGUUGCAGCAUUUGCAGUUGCAGCAGCAGCAACAGCAGCAGCAACCCAACAACAAUGUAGCCCCGACAGCCGCCCCCCCACUGGAUAAUGCGUCACAUGCUGGCAGCCCCAGCGGCGGCAAUGGCAGCGGCGGCAACGGCAGUGGCGUCACAGGCAUGGGACUGCAGCUGCGGCAGCGCAUGCAGAUCACAUCCUCGGGGUGCAGCAGCCUGGCGGUUACACCCAUGGAGCAUACGCCCACCGAUGAGGAGAGUGGACCCGUGACAACGGUGACGUCAUCGCAGCGACGGCAGCAGCUGCAACAGGUGCAGCAAUCGGCACUACAAGCGGCACUCGAACAGCAUCACAUUUCACCCACAACAACAACAGCAGCAGCAGCAGGCGGAGCAGCAGGAUUAGGAACAACAGCAAAAGGCGGCGCCACAAAAGCGACAGAGGAAGCAGCAACAGGAGACGCGGAGACGUUAUGCCCACCACCGGAGCAAAUGGAGCUCAGCGACUCGGAGCACUCGUAUGGCGGAGGCAGUGGGGCGCCAGGCAGUGGCGGGGAAUGCGAGAACGAAUUCGAGCUGCGCGAAGUGGUCAAGGAGGGGCACGACAAGGCGGAUCCCUCGCAGUUCGAGCUGCUGCGCGUGCUCGGCGAGGGCAGCUUCGGGAAGGUGUUCCUUGUGCGCAAGAUCAUUGGCAAGGAUGCGGGCACGCUGUACGCGAUGAAGGUGCUCAAGAAGGCCACGCUAAAGGUGAAGGAUCGCGUGCGCAGCACCAACGAGCGCAAGAUCCUGGCCGAUGUGGGCCACGCGUUCAUUGUGCGGCUGCACUAUGCCUUCCAGACGCCCGGCAAGCUCUACCUGAUACUGGACUUUCUGCGCGGCGGGGAUCUGUUCACGCGCCUGUCCAAGGAGGUCAUGUUCACCGAGGAGGAUGUCAAGUUCUAUCUGGCCGAGCUGGCCCUGGCCAUGAAUCAUCUGCACACGCUGGGCAUCAUCUAUCGCGACCUCAAGCCCGAGAAUAUUCUGCUGGACGAGCACGGACACAUCGCGCUCACGGACUUUGGGCUCUCCAAGCAGCCACUCGAUGGCUCCAAGACGUACAGCUUCUGCGGCACCGUCGAGUACAUGGCCCCGGAGAUUGUCAAUCGCAAGGGGCACGACUUUGCCGCCGAUUGGUGGUCCUUCGGCGUUCUCAUGUACGAAAUGCUGACGGGGAAUCUGCCAUUUCACGGCCAGACGCGCCAGGAGACCAUGAAUCAGAUUCUGCGCUCAAAGCUGGGCAUGCCCGAGAACCUGUCGCCGGAGGCGCAGUCCCUGCUGCGGGCGCUGUUCAAGCGCAAUCCACAGAACCGGCUGGGCGCUGGCUCGCAGGGCAUUCUGGACAUCAAGGCCCAUUGUUUCUUUGCGACCAUCGAUUGGGUGCGACUGGAGCGGAAGCAGGUGCGUCCGCCCUUCAUUCCUGCCGUCAGUCGGGACGAUGCCUUCUACUUCGAUGUGGAGUACACGUCAAAGUCGCCGCGGGACUCACCCGGGGGACCCAUCUCGGCCUCGGCCCACGAGAUCUUUCGCGGCUUUAGCUUUGUGGCGCCCGUGCUGCUGGAGGCACGCGGCACGCCCAACUCGCACACCUGUUCGAGCUGCGCCAGUCCGCUGUACGCGACAGCCACAGGAAUUGGCAUGGGCAUGGGCUCGGCUGGAACGCUGGCGAGUGCCACCUCCUCCUCCUCGCUGACAACCACGAUGACAACGGGCGCAGCGCCGCGUAGCCUGCCGGGCGUGCUGCCGGGCAACUUCCAUGCGGAAUACAAUCUGCUGCAGGAGCUGGGACGCGGCACCUUCUCCGUGUGCCGACUGUGCGAGCAUCGCGCCUCCAAGAAGCAUUACGCGGUGAAGAUUAUCGAGAAGGCGGCGGUGGCAGCCGCCUCGGCCGCCUCCACGUCCGCCGAUUGCUGGGAGGAGGUGGAAAUAAUGCUGCGCUAUGGCAACCAUCCGAAUAUUGUCACCCUCUACUCGGUGUACGAGGAUGCGAGCUCCGCCUACCUCGUGAUGGAGCUGCUCAAGGGCGGGGAGCUGCUCGAUCGCAUCCUAGCCGUCGGCCAGAUGUGCGAGAGCGAGGCCAGUGCUGUGCUGCGCACCAUCUCAUCGGCGGUGGCCUACCUGCACGAGCAUGGGGUCGUCCAUCGGGAUCUCAAGCCCUCGAAUAUGAUUUACGCCAGCAUGCGGCAGACACCGGAGACCCUCAAGCUCUGCGAUUUAGGCUUCGCCAAGCAGCUGCGAGCGGACAAUGGGCUGCUGAUGACGCCCUGCUACACGGCAAACUUUGUCGCUCCCGAGGUGCUCAAGCGGCAGGGCUACGAUCUGGCCUGUGACAUUUGGUCGCUGGGUGUGCUGCUCUACAUAAUGCUGUCGGGCCGCACGCCAUUUGCCAGCACGCCCAACGACUCGCCGGAGGUGAUACUGAAGCGGAUUGGCUCCGGGCACAUUGACUUCAGCAGCAGCCGCUGGGCGUUGAUCAGUGCGCCGGUGAAGGAGCUGCUGCGCCAGAUGCUGCACAUAGUGCCGGAGAAUCGACCGACAGUGGCGCAGAUCCUGGAGCACAGCUGGGUGCGGGAUCAGUUUGCGGGCAGUGUGGAGCUGACGGAGUAUGCCACCACGGCACUGCCACAACUGUCGCUCGGGGCACAGCAGCAGCAGCAGAAUCACAUUUCGAUGGCGUUGCGCGGCGCUGUGGAUGCGACAUUCCGGGCCAUUGCCAUACCGCAGGCGGCCAAUGUGGGCCCCGUGGAGCUGUCGAUGCUGGCCAAAAGACGCGCCAAGGAUCGUGCCAAUUUGCAUUCCUAAUCCUGGGCCGCAUCGUGGUGCCCACGACGACAGGCCAAGAGGCAGCUAAUACGUUUAGUCUUCACCAUUUAUAGUAUUUUGAUCCAUUGCUGUGCACUUCCACGUCGCCUGGGCAACGGGAAUGACAAUGCGCAUCGGAAUGGGCAUAGCAAUUGGAGUUUAAAUGGAAAUAAGCAUGGGAAUGGCUAUGCCCACGGGUAUGCCAUAAAUCAACGUCAACGGUGUCGCAGCGCCAAGCUGCGGCUGGUCUAGAGACUCGAAAAGUAUUUUGACUAAAAGUGUUAAUUAUUUAUUUAAUAUAAAUGUAACUACAAAUUAUAUAUAUAAAGGAAAAACCGAUCAUGAACGAGGUUGGAAGGUUGCAACUGCUGUGCCAAUGGCUUCUUAAAGUGUAACUACCUGCAGCGCUAUAAUUAAACUACAUAUUGUACAUAUGUACAAUGUAACUCUGUUUACAUAACAAAACCCCUCCCCACACACACACACGCACACACGCACCGACGCCUAAGAAAAGCCUAAAACAUAUUUGUAACUAAAUUAAUCGUAGCUAAAUUUUUCCAACAUCACCAUGUUACUGUUGUUUAAAUAAUUAAUUAAAAAUGAAAACAAAAAUCCAAACA
This is a messenger RNA of Drosophila guanche, 3722 nucleotides long. It is a transcript of the gene S6kII, whose product is annotated as ribosomal protein S6 kinase 2 beta. The record is from RefSeq and is a predicted model, not a curated record. The transcript has 2 exons. Gene Ontology annotation, molecular function: ribosomal protein S6 kinase activity; ATP binding. The coding region runs from base 226 to 3102 and encodes 958 amino acids. Lineage: Eukaryota; Metazoa; Arthropoda; Insecta; Diptera; Drosophilidae. Gene Ontology annotation, biological process: protein phosphorylation.